GCACCUGUGCUUGGCUGUCAGACUGUUCAGAGGGUGACUCUGUUUCUAUCUCUGCACAGGAACAACGGCUCUGACAAAGGUUUCCCAAAGCUGCCCAGGGGAGCCCAAAUGUCGAGGCAGGAUGGAGGAAAGCUAUGAGACAUUUGAGGAGGAGUUAGGGCCACAAAGAGCAGAUCCUCCUCCACAGAAGCCUGUUCGACAGAUCCGCAGACCAGAAAUGUACAGCACCAGGAAAAUCAGGGAGGAAAUAGCUACAGUUCCUCUACAAAUAAGGGCAGAAACAAAGACUUUACCAAGAGAACCUACCUUCACCAAGACAACAUCAUUGCAUAAAAGUUUUACUGUCCAGAAUGUGAGCCAGACUGAAACACCAUGGGAGAACGUUACUCUGAACCGCUGUCUGUUUGUAGCCAUUACUAUCCUGGUGCUCACCUCAGGGUUUCAGAAACUUCAUGAAACCUUGCGUGGUCAAGGGGCAGCAGAGGAGGAAGAGGAAGAUGUUGGACUGACAGUGAGAAAUUCAGGCUCAUUGCGACGUAGAGCAUAUUUACCAGAGCCUGAGACAUCACUAUGGGAAGUCAUGUUUUGGUGGCUGCCAGACCUUGAUGAUGAAGAUGAUGAGGAGGAGGAGGAGGAGGAGAAUGAUGGUGAAGUAAUAAAAGGGGAGUCAAAGAAAGCAAAAGGACUGAGAGGUCUCAGAAACAAACCGCUGCCAGACAAGACACUUAUGAAGAAAAGAGCUGGGAAAUCACGAGACAGGAGAGGCAAGAAAACUACAGAUGAAGAAAUCAGCAAAGAUAAAAAGAGAACAAAAAAGGAGGAACUUGAAGAAGCAGGAAAUAAUGAAAAUGAAGGUGAAGAAAAUGAGCAGAAAGAGUCCAAGAAGAACAAGAAGUUGGAGGGAAAAAAGGCUCAGAAAGUAUGAGAUGAUGAUUCUGUCUCCAGUUUGUAAAGUAGGCUUUGUUCAAACUAAAGCCAUGAGUGGCCCCUACUGAUUUACUGGUUCAUAUGUGACUCAGAUGGUUUUUUUUAUUGUAACAGUACAAACAGCAGAAAAGACUUUUCAAUUCUUAUUUGGACCAUUUUCAUAUGUGGUCAUAAAUCAGAUACAGGCCUAAUUAUUUGCAAUAGACCCUCAGUAUGUACAGAUGUAAUGGAAGUCAUAUGACACCAAAUUGAAACUGGUCACAUUUCUGCACUGGUGGGAAUCCUUCAGUAAAAACAAAUAUACCAGACAACUGUGACAGAGGUAGUCAGUGAAGGGGAUGCUUGGUAUUUGAGUAAAGAUUUGGGGUGACACUUCCAUACAGGCAAAAUUUGUACGGAAGUGUCAUAUCACCCAAAGUCUAUGCUUGAAAGCACCAAAUGAGAAGUAGUUCAGAACAGUGAUCAGUUUAUUUCACCCUGGCAUCUGCUGUUGGUACAAUUUAGAUAAAAGUGAACCACACAAUAAGCACCAAGACUUGCAAUAGCCCUAAACCCAACUACAGUAUGUUGCAUCAUUUAUUAAAAUGUACUGAAUUCCAAAAGAUUUUCUGCUGUAGCUCUUUGUCAAUACUGACAAUAUAUGUACUUAAAAUUAAAUGACUGAGCACAGUGCAGCUUUUGUUCACUCAGCCAGAGGGAAACAACUAUGUUUUGGAAAUGUAAUUCAUCACUAAACUUGUUCGCAUAAAAAUUAAAAUGCUGCCUCACUGCUGUCA
Molecule: messenger RNA, 1703 nt
Organism: Sphaeramia orbicularis (orbiculate cardinalfish)
Lineage: Eukaryota; Metazoa; Chordata; Actinopteri; Kurtiformes; Apogonidae
Product: junctional sarcoplasmic reticulum protein 1
Exons: 7
Coding region: 122-925 (267 amino acids)
Source: RefSeq, a predicted model, not a curated record